Xyrauchen texanus (razorback sucker) is the source of this 6496-nucleotide messenger RNA. It is a transcript of the gene znf804a, whose product is annotated as zinc finger protein 804A. NCBI's taxonomy places the organism in Eukaryota, Metazoa, Chordata, Actinopteri, Cypriniformes, Catostomidae. Gene Ontology annotation, cellular component: nucleus. The record is from RefSeq and is a predicted model, not a curated record. The transcript has 4 exons. Bases 528 to 3974 code for a protein of 1148 amino acids.
AGGGGCUUGUUUGCCAUUGGCCCCAUUCAUUGGACCGGUAACGCACGGCAUGCUAUAACACCAUGCUUCCCUUCGCCAGACCUAGCGGAGCUCUCUCACUAGCGCAUAUCACUUGCAAACUGAGCAGGAGACUCUGCCCAGACACACUUCAUCUCAGCACAGAGAGCUGAGACUCAGAGAGAGGAAACAACAAGCAAGCAGCUCUAUCUUACCAUCCGUUGCUCUUGCACAGAAGAGGAGAGAUUGGGAUAACGCAUUGCUGGAGGCUACUAGAAGAAACAAAGCCACGUGAGAUAGAGCCCCAAAUUGACUGUAACAGACUGGGAAAAAUUAUACUCACCAGUAUAUGAGGAUCCAAGAGGAUGAGGUAACAUGCUUGCUCUAUUCCUGACUAACGGAAAGUGAGUCUUUCUUCUGAGACUGAGACAUAAGCAAAGUAAGCAAACAAAAGAAAAGGCUUGUUGGGUGGACUUGUUUAGCUCUCUGUUGGACUCCGUGCAUGGAAGCUUGGAAGUUUCGGGUCCCCCAUGGCGUGUUACUACAUUGUCAUCAGCUCCACUCACCUCAGCAAUGGACACUUUAGAAACAUCAAGGGAGUUUUCCGAGGCCCCCUCUGCAAAAAUGGCAACAAAAACUUGGACUAUGCUGAGAAUGAGAAAACUUUGGCCAAAGCUCUGGAGGACCUCAAGGCCAACUUCUACUGUCAGCUGUGUGACAAGCAGUACUACAAGCAUCAAGAGUUUGACAACCAUAUCAACUCAUAUGACCAUGCUCACAAGCAGAGGCUGAAGGAACUGAAGCAGAGAGAGUUUGCCCGCAACGUGGCCUCCAAAUCCAGGAAGGAUGAGAGGAAACAGGAGAGAGCUCUCAGACGCCUACAUGAGCUCGCUGAACAGCGCAGAGAGGUGCAAUAUGCCCCAGGAAGUGGUCCUAUGUUCAAAUCGACCACGAUUGCAGUGGAAGGAACUUUCAGGGAGUCCUGCUGCGAUGAUACCCAAGAAGAGAACCAAAGCUUUGCGAGUCAGGACUCAGGGGGUCAGAUCCAUUCCAGCAACUGUGGCUUAGCUUGUAAGCAUUCACCAUGGCCAUACAAUGGGAAGGCCAAAAAGCAAACUUUCAGACGCAAAAUUGCAUUCUCUUUUUCCUUUCCAAAGAAAGCAUCUGUUAAGCUUGAGUCAUCAGCUGCGGUUUUUUGUGAGAGCAUGGAGGAGGGAUCGAUGGAGCAAAGCCGCAGGCAAAGACUCAAAGUACCCCCUGUUGAGCUUGACCUCCCUGGCUCCCCCACAGAGGAAAAAGUACUAAAUUGUGAGGAGGCAUUUUACCACACUGGCACACAGCAGGGCAAGCACUUCCAAAAAAUUGGCAGCGCAGGAAGUCAGGAGUCAUCAGAUAUGUCUGUGGGGAGGGAGAGCCCCUCAUCAAAUGCCUCAGAUUUGUGUGCAUUGCUCGUUUACUCAGAGGAUGUGCCAAGUCCCUAUGUCCCCCUCGUAAGCACUUCCCCAUUUCAUUUAAACACUGCUGAUAUUGUUCUCGACUCUAAGGACUCUUUUGAGAUCCUGAAAAGCAGCAAUGCUGAAAGUAAACCUGAGACCCCUGAAGAGGUGACAGUAGAGGAGAGCAGCAUUACACAGGAGGGGCACACAAACUUUAGUGAUCCUCCCGUAAAGAGUUUCACAGAUGUGUCACCCAAGAAUGAUUCUCCUCCAAGAAGACAAGUCCUAGUGGAGGAUGCAACUUCAAAGACAUCAUCCCAUUUCACAAAGCCCAGCCAGCCUUUUUUCUCUGUUCUAAGCAGGGAUGGUAACAUCAUAUUUCAGUGGCCCUCUGAGAUGGUGACCUUCACAAGGACAGAACCAUCCUUGUCUUUUAGUUGCAACCCCCUCCAUUUUGACUUCAAGGGGUCACGGAUUAGAAGGCCUGCUGACACUCAGGAGAUGACUGAGCCCAAAACUGAUGAGGAAUUAUCUGUCCGCUCAGGUUUCAAAUCCUGCCACUCUGACAAGGACAUUGAGGAAUCCACAGCCAGCCCUAGAAACAGUCCCAGCCAAAGACCUGAAGGCAAGGUCAGAAAGUGUUAUCAGUAUUCAAGUGACAUAGAGAGUUGCGUCAGGCUGAAAACAUAUGACAGGUGUAGACAUUCCAAAGAUUGGAUUCAUGCAAGUAGGAGAAUGGGAGAGAAGCUUUGGGCCAGGGAUAGACGUUAUUACAGGAGUCACGGCAAAAGGAAGCGAAGGAGGUGGAAGAGGAGGAGAGAAAGACACCGGAAGACAGAGAGCAAUGCGGUAAAAUGUAAGAAAUUCUACAGACGACCUGGGAGUAUGGAAGGACUUGAUAGCCAAUUUAGAGGCACCACUUCACAGCAAGUGCAGCCAUUAGAAAAGUCAAAGCAAUCAGAUCAAAAUCAGGCUGAGGACAGCAGCACAGCUCCUGUAGUUGAGGAAGGGGUGGGAGGCACAAGGCAGGUAGCACCAGCCGACGUAAAUGGCUCAGCGGGCUGCAUCAUUCUCUCUGAUGAGUUCUGCGCUGAUGUUGAAAAGGUGCUUGGUAACAGCAGGAAAAAGCCUGACAAUCCAACUGCAAGGGAGCUAACAAUCACAGGACAGUAUUCCAACAGCCAGAAUGUAUCUAACUUUCAGAGUUCCAGCACAGCCCCGGGGUGCCCAGACGAGACAUCUCCAUCACCUGAGACUGACAGAGAUGGACCUAUUGAAGGACGAAUUCUGAAAAGGCCACGUGAAGAUUCUCAAAGCGAUGGAGAUGAGCACAGACCAGAUGAUUCUUGUGACCUCUGCCGAUCAUUAGAGGAGAUUACUGAUGGAUGUUCAUUAGAAGAAAAUGCCUCUGCAGAUACAGAACUUAAUUGUUGUGAGCACAGGAUUUUAAGGAAAAGACUGAAACGGACACAUGUCCAAGAUGAAUCAUCAUGCCUUGCAAAUAAAUUCCCCAUUGUUAAGAACAGUGUUCUGGAAGAACAGGACAAGGCCAUGGAGGAGUAUAACAUGAAAUGCCUUGUUUUAAAUGGCAUGUGUGACAGCUCAAAUGGGUCAGACCAAAUUCCACGCAGUAUUGAUGAUAGAGAGAGCAGUGCGGUUAAUUCUCAGACAUUUACUUCCAUUAGCACUUCCCUGGAUCAUACUUUGGUGGAUAGAAGUGAUCGGCAGCAGAGCUCCUCCUCUCAGAUCAAUGCUUCAUGCACCAAGGGCAGUCUAGCUCUGUUGGAGACUAAUUCAAAGCUAUCAAAGGAGCUAACAAAGGAGAACAGUAACAUACACAGUAGUGAGUCUAAAGCAGUUCAAACCCCUGUAAAGAAUUGUAACAAGUAUUCAGUGACAGCUCAGGCCUGCCUGCUCGAUGCCCUGCAGAGGACUGAAAAAGCCACUCAUGACAAAUCAUGCCAGCACAGCCUUCAAACCCCACUACAGAGGUUUCACCUAGGCAUUCAGGCUGAGGAGAAGUUAAGCAGGGAGUGCUUCCACACCACCAGCAGCCUGUUCCAACCUCCUCCAUCAUUCCAUCCUCCCUCAGAUGCAAUGGAAAGACACUAUCUCCUACAGAUCCAAAGCCACAGACAGUUGCUUCACCAGCAGGUGUUUCCUGCUAAGCUCAAAUCCAUCCUGCCCAGCCCACAUCUGCCCAUGUCAUCUGCCAUCCUCAAUCCAGUUCACCUGUCCUCCUCCAUGCCUUCUGGCUCCAUCACUAUACGUCACACCAUACUACAGAACCACCCUGCUUUCCUUCCCCCACAACCCCGUCUUUACCCCCAGGUAGUGCCUGUUUCUCGACUUCCAUUGGGGCCGGAGAUCUGUCCGCCUGCUGCUCCUCCCUUCGUGACACCUUCACAGGUACCUGUGGUUCCGGCACCCCCAAGUAUUCACCCUAUGACUGUGACAUUUCACACCCUGCCCCGACCUGCCAUGUUUCCAUCCAUGUUACCCCCUCAUCUUGCUGUCAUGCCCUUGCAGCCUCUCUUCUAGUUCUACAGUUAUUUCUGUAUGUAACACAAUUUAUUUUUAUUUCAAAAGUGAGAGAAACAUCUGCAGCAAUGCUCCCUUAGGUAGAAUGUUGAAAUAGGAAGGAUAGUCCCUAGGUGGCACACAAAAGAGUUGUCUUUGCAGUUUGGAAAGAAUGCUGUUUCUGUGCCAUUAUUGUCAUUAGAGAAUCUUUAAGAGAAAAACUUCACACUCUUAUUAAGAAGUGUAUAACCAAACUUCCUGAUUUAUUAGAAAUUGUUGAAAUUGUCAAAUAAUGAUUUUAACAGAUCUUUAACACCAAAAAUACGAUAGUUUCAUAAGGUCAUGCAAAGCAUGAUCAUUUAAAUAUAAAAUCUAGGCGCACAUAUUUGUAGAAAGAAAUUAUUAAAUAUUCUAAAUACAUAAAAAAAGAUAUGCUUUAGUCUACAUACACUUAGAGGUAUUAAAAAUAUACUGUAAUAAUAAUAGUUAGCCCUGUGAGAAUCUAGCCACAUAUUAAGGGUGUUUCCCUGCCUUCGGCCCGAGGUAGCUGGAAUAGGCUCCAACACCCCCUGCAACCCAACUUGGGAUAAGCAGGUAUAGAAAAUGGAUGGAUGGAAUAAUAAUAUAAAGUAUACCAUAACUAUGGUUGCUAUUGACUUGCAAUCUGUAGUGAUAUGAAUACAGGAUGUCCUAAAUGGUCAAACAGUGUUUGUAUGUGCAGUUUACAGAUUUUCAAAGGAAGCCUACAGAGAAUUGAUGUAACAGAUAUUUAUCAUGUGUGGCAGAAUUUACAAUGAAUCACACUGGUAUCAGUGUAUGAUAGUAAUUUCUUUAAAUAUACUGCUACUGUGCCUGUCAAAGGCUAGCAGAAUGCAGCAGGAUAGCACUAUGCACCAUGUGCUAAGAAAGCACAGUGUUGAACACAAAAAUAUUUCUCAUUUAUAUGAGUAGUUUUUAUGCAAAUCGAAAACCCAUAGCAUGUAAUGGGAAAGCCGAAUGUGACUGUUGACAGAGCUGAUAUGGGCAAUUAUAUUUCGUAUUUUGCUAAUUACCUGCAGUGUACCUGUACCUCAGAGCAGUGAAUGAACUAAUACACAGAUAAUAGUUGUUUAUACUACAGAAUGCAUUUUGUGUGAUUCCAUAUCAACUUCAAAUUGUUGAUCCUACAUGCUGUUAUCUAAAAUAUUUAAAAAAGCACAAAAAUUACCAAACGCUGAUCCAGACGUGCGUGUUUCCUGUAUCCCUGGUAUUGUAACCUGCUUGGAUUAGGUGAAAAUAGGCUAGAUCUAUCUGAAAAUAUCAGUACAUUCAUAAGUACCCUGGCCUGUAGCAUUUAUUUAGGGAAUUUUAUUUUUCCUUAUAAAGAAUUAUUCUUUAUGUUUUUUGUAUAUUUGAAAGGUUAAGAAUGGCCAAAUGGCCUGCCUUGUGAAGUAAAAAAAAAAAAAAAACUUCAAGAAUAAAAUACUUGUAAACAUACAAGUAAGGCAAUUCAUCUUAUUGGUUUGUUUAUAUUUUUGGUUUGAUUUGUACCAGAAAUACCAUUACAAGCCUUGGUGGUAAAAUGCUAGUAAUAUGAUUCAUUGCCGCAAAUAUUUAAAAAAGAAGUUACGUUUUUUUAGCGAAGGAUUACAUUUCUUCUACUUGCAUCAUAUGAGAGUCUAAACUCAAGAGAACGUUUCAUUUACUUAUUUAAAAUACUAACUACUAAGAUACUUGAAUGGAAAAGCAACCCUAGUUAGUUUGAGAAGUCCAGAGCAAAUUAUCUGUGUCUUUGAGCUUUCACAAUCCUUUCAUUUUCAAAGGAGAUGUGCUAAACUGGAAUCAAUACAUUUUUUAUUUUGCAGAUAGCCAUAUGGAAAUUGAAAGAUAUUGUAACACUUAGAAAUAAAUGUUAUUGCAAAUUAAACAACAGUAAUAAUACAUUGAAUUGCAAACAGGUAACAAUCAAUGUUUAAGUUUGAAAGAUGAUUAUGUAUAAGAAGAAGAAGAAUCUACUAAUUAAAAUGAAGUAAAUACAUUGUAUUAGAUAAGUCCCAUUGCACAAUUUCCUUGAUGCAAAACAGGCAGAUAUUUGUGAGGUAUUUUUUUAUUUGUCUGAAGAUCUCAAAAGCAUGUAAUUUCUAUAUGCAACAACUUAAUAUGCACUUGUGCAUUGCAAUGAAGUGUGAUAUUAGAAAGACAAAAAUAAAAUGAAAAGCGAUAGAGGUAGCAUGAAAGAGAGGCUUUUGAUAUUUUAAAACAUUUUCCACAAAGCCCUGAAUACCACCCGAUUGCCCCCUCUUAAAAUCAUGUCAAUUCUGAUAUUCUAAGUACAUCGGAAAUUGUGUAAAUGCACAAUGUACUUUUACCUGCUGGUGAUUCAACUUGCUUUGAAAAAUUGUAUAUGCUGUAAAUCAGUACUAUUUAUAAAUCAUGUAAUAUGUAAUGUACGUAUAUGUACAUAUGUUUUAUGUUUUUAUUGUGCAAGGUACCCUGUAUGUAUGAAAUAUUUAGAUAAGAUAAAACAACUAUGUUUUUUACGCCACUUUGCCAACUGAAUGAUG